Messenger RNA from Leptosia nina, 1635 nucleotides. The record is from the annotation of a GenBank genome assembly. NCBI's taxonomy places the organism in Eukaryota, Metazoa, Arthropoda, Insecta, Lepidoptera, Pieridae.
AUGGCGUUUCUACGUGCUGCACAUCCAUGGGAUGGCUAUGACCAGAAACUGUACGAGAGUGUUCUCGACUACAGGGAAUGCGAAAAACAAUUGAAGUUACUAUCCAAUAGUACAGCGGUUCUGCCAUUUAUCGAUGCAACAGCGAAACUCCCCAGCGGCAUCCUCUCACUCAAUGUUAACGAUUAUGGUGAUUAUUACCAAUGUCUCCAAAUCGACAACCAAGUGGAGGACAUGCAUUUGGAGGGGAAGUACUGCUUCAUCGUGGUGCCGUUCAGCCAGAAUAUAUCGGUGCCAGGUUGGAUGAGCAUGGGGGGGAAGAUGUCCAAGUUCACUUUCAGCGCUGUGGGGCGAUCCUUGUCCGAAUCGGCGACAGCCAGCACGGAUGAGUUUCUGAAGAGCUACCUGGCUCCCAGGAAUGUUCAGAAAUUCACAUCCAAUGCGACGAUCAGCAGAGCCGCCUUAAGAUUGGGUGUAUGUAUACCUAAAGUGUGUAAUAUAGACCAAGUUAAUGAUUUCAUUACACCACCGAUACCGAUUCCAAAAGUAGAGUAUUUGAGCGGGCCUUGCCGCUUACCCGGGGACAAAAUGUACACGAUUGCUGAUUACGUCACUUUUGGAAUAUUUGGUACAAUACUUCUCUUGACGAUACUAAGCACUUGCUACGAUCUAUUCCAAGUGUUCAUUCGCAGAAAAUCUAAGGCACCCAACCGUCUUUUUACCAUGAUGUCUAUAUACACGAACACGAAGCGCCUUCUCAAAUUUUUGCCGCCAAAAUAUUCCAUGGAUUGUGUUGAUGGCAUUAGGGCUAUAUCAAUGAUAUGGGUGAUGUGCGGCCACGCGUAUGUCUUCGAAUUGCUCUCUCCUGCGCAUAAUCUAUUAGACAUGAUCGAGUGGACAACACACCUCACCAGCACUUGGAUAAACACAGCUCCCAUGGUCGUGGACACGUUUUUCAUGCUGACUGGAUUAUUCUGUGUUUAUACUUUACCUAAUAGAAUAACUGCAAAACGGUUCCUAAAAUCGAUUCAUAUAUUCUAUCUCUAUCGAUAUUUCCGAACUCUCCCCGUACUCGUCGUCGCUAUUCUCAUCCAAGCUUCCAUCAUCCACUGGAUCGCUGAUGGCCCGGACUGGGACAGAAUCUCGUACGCCGUGGUCUGCUGCAGGAAUCGCUGGUGGGCCACUGUGCUUCACGUCCAGAACAUAAUAGAACCAACGGCUGUGUGCGUAUUUCAAUCCUGGUACCUUACGGUGGACACCCAACUCUACUUCCUCAGUCCAUUCAUCAUUGUCUUUCUCCUGAUGUCCAAAGCCAUAGCCUGGUUUGUCCUGGGUGUGUCUUUUGUUAUAUCAAUAGUCACUCUGGCCUAUUAUGUUUAUUACUACAAAUAUCCGUCUGUCCUUAACGGUCUUUGGUAUUCACAACAAUUCUUCGAAUAUUAUGUGAAUUUCUACGCAAACACUGCAACGCGAGCUUCCCCCUUCAUUGUUGGGUUGAUGGUUGGUUAUAUUCUGUGGUUGAAUCGAGAGAAAGGAUUGUUUUUAUCUAAGGUAUGUAUUACACUACAGCAGCGGGCGGCUAGAGAGACAUUAAUGGGCGAAUGUCCAUCAAUGCCGGGUUGUGGAAGACUUUCCUGA